AUUAAACAUUACUCGUUGAGUCGUGCCAAGAAUUCCACCUCCCCGCCAAAGGCGAAAAGCAAACAAGCUACUGUCCGUUUAAUAGACACAUCAGACUCGGAGUCGGGGUACAAGAAAGCUUUUUGCGUGGCCGGAAAAUGCAGACGCUAGUACUAGUUGGCUCAGCAAAUUUCACAUAUACCUGGUGCCCUCUAGCUCGACGUCAUUUCUUCACUCUUUCCGUUCGCCACCGCCCCAAACUCAAAUUCUCCACUUCUUCGGAUAAGGCAUGUAGGAGCUACAUUGACGAGGAAUGUGAUGAGGAUUUUUUGCCGUGGUUGGAGCAAAAAGCAUGUACAAAAAUAUCGUCCAUGCUUUCCAUUGGAAAAUCUGCACAUGGAAGGGCUCUAUAUGCUUCCAAGCCCAUACAAGCUGGGGACUGCAUAUUGAGAGUUCCUUACAGCGUGCAACUAGCACCAGAUAAUCUUCCUCCGGAAAUUUGUUCUUUGUUUGGAGAUGAAGUUAGCAGUGUCUCAAAAGUUGCUCUACUCCUGCUGCAUGAGCAGAAAAUGGGUCAGAAAUCUGAAUGGGCUCCAUAUAUCCGUCGGCUUCCUCAACCUUUUGAAAUGCAUAACACUAUAUUCUGGAGUGAUGAUGAACUGGAGAUGAUUAGACAAAGUGUUAUAUACCAGGAGACCAUCAAACAAAGGAAUCACAUUGAAAAGCAGUUUAUGGCAAUUAAACCAGCCACUGAUCAAUUCCCUCAAUGUUUUGAAGAUGUCUCUCUGAAGGACUUUGCUUAUGCUCAUGCUUUAGUUUUAUGGACUCGAACAUUUGGCGAUGACCUCUUUCUUGACAUUCCAGUUACAUCUCGAGCAUGGGAAAGCUCGAGGGGUGUCUCGAUGAUUCCAUUUGCAGAUUUUCUAAAUCAUGAUGGUACUUCAGAGGCAUGUCUUAUGAGUCAUGAAGGAAAACAGCUCUCAGAGGUCAUUGCUGAGCGUGAUUACAGCCCUGGUGAUCAGGUGCUAAUAAGUUAUGGAAAAUUUUCCAACAGUAGCCUAGUUUUGGACUUUGGCUUCACAGUUCCUUACAACAUUUACGACCAGGCUCAAGUUGAGCUCAAUAUACCUCAGCACUAUCAUCUUUUUCAGAUGAAGUUGGAACUUCUGCAGAGAUUCAAGGCACCAGCCAUUAAAGAUGUCAAUGAAUUUAGCUCUUCUGAGAAAUUAUUUACAAUCAAGGAAGUGAAGUUUGCUUCUAAGAAAGGGAGGGGAAUUCCACAAUCUUUUCGUGCAUUUGCUUGUGUACUAUGUUCAAAUGCUCAAGAAUUGAGUGAUUUGGAGUCAGAAGCUGCACAAAGCCAUGGUAGGCUGGCUCGAAGUCCUUUGAAAAACAAAAGCAGGGAGAUUGAAGCACAUGAGUUGAUACACUCAAAAAUAACUGAACAAAUCAAUGAAUAUGAUGCAUGUAUCAAGUCUCUGGGACCAUCCACCUCUCAAAACUUGGUUAGAAAACAUGCUUUAAGGAGACAAAUGGCUCAUGAUCUUCUUAGUGGUGAGCUUCGUGUUCUGAAGUCUGCUUCU
Molecule: messenger RNA, 1562 nt
Organism: Coffea arabica (coffee)
Lineage: Eukaryota; Viridiplantae; Streptophyta; Magnoliopsida; Gentianales; Rubiaceae
Source: RefSeq, a predicted model, not a curated record